Molecule: messenger RNA, 1524 nt
Organism: Cantharellus anzutake
Lineage: Eukaryota; Fungi; Basidiomycota; Agaricomycetes; Cantharellales; Hydnaceae
Exons: 1
Coding region: 1-1524 (507 amino acids)
Source: RefSeq, a predicted model, not a curated record
AUGGCGACUCUGGCACCAGGCGCUCGAUAUGAUAAUGUUGAGAUACCGCUCACAGAGGAUCCGCUGACUGCAGUUUUGCAGAAUGUGGUGGCCACAGAUCUCGAUAUGCGUGAUGCGAACACUGCUCAGAUCACUGCUGCUGCUCUCAAUCAUCUAAAACGGUCCAACAGUGACAUUGGAGCCCACAUUCAAGUCAGACACGGCGCUGAACCCGUCAAUCACUAUUCGGAUCCACACUUGUUACCAUUGCUAUAUCCCACUUUAUUUCCAUAUGGCAUCGGUGGCUAUCAUCGGAAUCGUCGUGCUUCUCUCAGUUUGGAAAAAAUGGCCACUCAUGUCUUUUCUUUAGCUGAUCACAGAUUUCAAGAGCAUUACUCAUUUUUAUUUGUCAUCUUCAACAUCAUUCAACGUCAGAGAACCUCCUUAUACUGCAAACUUAAAACUUCUCAGGCCGCGUUUGAUCGAGUGGCCACUGCAAUCAAUGCUGUGUCCGCAGACGCAUUGAAUUCCAUUGCAGACCGUUUAACUCGUGGUGACUACUCCACAAUGGAUACGGCGGAUGAACUCGCUGCGAGGAAACUACUCCAAGAGGUGUCUUUGGUCAGCACCAAAGUGCCCGGAUCGCAUGCUGCCUGCACCCAAAUGCGAAAUGAAAUUCGUGCACUGAUUUUUGACCACGGUCCCCCCAGUUUCUUUGUUACCAUCAAUCCCGCUGAUGUGUACAAUCCCAUCGUUAAAUUCUUAUCUGGUGACCACUUUGACUUGGAUGAAGCACUACCAACUAACAUACCGUCAUACUGGGAUUGUCAUAUCCAUGCAUACCCGAUCCUGACCCGACUCCCGGACCUCCUCCUUCCCCACCUCCGGAGUCAUACCCUACAGCUGCCCGUUCCGAUACUCACCUUUGGUCCUGGCAACACGCCUCCUUCUACCCCCCAUGCCACCUCUACUCCUCCUUCCCUCUCCUCCCCUAUCUCCAUCCGCUCCAAUACUCACCUCGGACCGAACACCACCCCUCUCGCCACCCUCCUACUACUCCUCCUCCUACUCCGCUCCUCCUUCACAACACCGCCACCCUUCCGUCACCCCCCUAUGCCUCCCCCAUCUGCUCUGAUACUCACCUUUGGACCUGACUACUCUCCUUCCCGCCACUCCUUCUCUCUUACCUUUCUCCUCUCUCCUCUCUCUGGUACUCUUCUGCUGACCCCCCACCAAGUUACGACCUUCCACCACUGUUCUGUACUUCGUACUCGGGCACCGCUCGUAUCUCUGCUCCGAGCCUCCGUCAUAGUCCCUACCUCGGACUUUGACUCCACCUCGGUCUUAGUCCAUUGCAUUGGUGACCUCAUACUACGUAAACACCAUUGCCAAUAUUCCUCGGACUUUCAACCCCGCCUCCGUAACCUCCGUAAGCUCCGCAACCUCCGAGCUUCGCGGAUCGCCUUCGGCCCUUUCGCCGCUUGUAAUGUAUCUUUCGCGUUUUCCCCUCAUCCCUAUUUGGACUGCUGCUUCUUCCCAUUCUAG